This is a messenger RNA of Mizuhopecten yessoensis (Yesso scallop), 3377 nucleotides long. RefSeq names its product multiple epidermal growth factor-like domains protein 6. The transcript is spliced from 4 exons. The record is from RefSeq and is a predicted model, not a curated record. The coding region runs from base 397 to 2982 and encodes 861 amino acids. NCBI's taxonomy places the organism in Eukaryota, Metazoa, Mollusca, Bivalvia, Pectinida, Pectinidae. Gene Ontology annotation, molecular function: scavenger receptor activity.
UAUGUAAUAUAAAAUUAUAUCAUACUUUUAAAAGCAGACGUGGGCGGACGUUAAAUGUGAAAUGUAAAAUUCUUACGAUGGACACUAUUUAAAUUCGUUGCCAGAGGAUAAUGAAAUUUAUUACGGAAACAACGGCAAAAAGGUCAGUAACGCUGUCUGGAUAGCAUAUGCAGACUAAGUUUAAUUAACGUAAGAUGCUAGCCCCGACGAGGAUCGUCAGACUUCUAUCCACUUUACCUUUGAACAGGGGGAGUAGGUGCGGAAAAUUUGCUGUCGAGAAAUGUGCACCAAACUCAAGGGUAUGCUGUACUUGAACAAAUUGACAUUGUGUGUCUUCGUACACAGCUAAAUGUGAGCCGCAAGUUCAAAACAGGAUCAGUUUUCUUUAUCUUCAAGAUGGCAUCAACACAAAUAGCUGUUUUAUUUAUGAUGACUGUCUGCUUAAUUGGUGGAACCCUAAGCCAUCCAAUGUCUCUGAAAUUGCCGGACGGGCAGGCCUGCAGCGAAUUCUGUCUGACGGGAUGCAACCCCAAAUCUGGUGUUUGUGACGACUGUGUUGGCGGGUGGUUCGGCGAUCUCUGCGAAUUCAGUUGUGAUGAAAACUGUGCCCUAUGUAAUCGAACUAAUGGCGAAUGCAUAGAGUGCUCUCGUGGAUGGUAUGGAGAGUUUUGCGACAUUGCGUGUGAGGGAAAAUGUCUGUCUUGCGAUUAUGUCAAUGGAAAUUGUCAAAAGUGCAAAGAUGCCCGAUGGGGGCCGGAUUGUUCACAAAGCUGUCCUGACAAUUGUGUAUCAUGCGAUAUAGAAACUGGAGAAUGUCGCUCCUGUAAUAAAGGUCAUUACGGUCUCAACUGUACGGAGACGUGUGGACAUUGUUGGAAACAAGUUUGUGGCCGGAUAUCCGGUGAAUGCGUGUACGAGUGUGAAGAAGGAUGGUUUGGAGCAAGAUGCAAGGAUAGAUGCCUUGCAAAUUGUUCUGUUUGCAACGACCAAGACAAAUGUUCGAUAUGCCAUCCUGGUCUAGUUGGAAGUAAGUGUGAUACCAAAUGUCCAGGCGUCUGCAGUGAAUGCAUGUACGAUCCUACAUCUGAACUAGUUUCAUGCACGGCGUGUACUUCCGGUUUGAAACUUCCGGCAAGAGAUUGCACAUGCCGUGAUGAUAUGUGCUUGACGUUUAGCUCGGAAGGAGGUAAAAAUAUAUGCACUCAAUGUAAAAAUGGGACAGUGGAGUAUUUGGGUACAUGUUGUCCUUGCGCUCACUGCCAAGGAGGAAAUGACAAUUGUCACAGUGCGCAUGGCUGCACUAAAGGAUGUGAGCCAGGAUUCUACUCAACGGCGUCAGGAUGUGAUAAGCCAUGUGGAGCCGAUCAUUGCACUUUGUGUCAAUUGACAAGAGGUAGUGCAAAAAUAUGUACGCUAUGUGAAGACGGCUGGUACCCUCAAGAAGAAGGAUGCCACGCGUGUAGUGAGAACUGUGCUGGGGAAGGUCACCAUUGCAACAACGAAACGGGUGUGUGUUUAUAUGGCUGUGUUGAAGGGUGGAAUAACCUUCACUGUGACUCUAAGUGCAACGAGACAUGUGUCAUCUGUGACAAUGAUCAAGGCAUUUGCAAAUCGUGCGAUUUGGGCUUUUGGGGAAUUCAAUGUGAGAACCUUUGUCCUGAUAAUUGCAAGUUGUGCAAUAUAACUGGUGGAGCUUGUUUUAUCUGCGAAAAAGGUUACGUCGGAGUUAAUUGCACACCCGCAUGUAGAAAUUGCGAAGAAGAAAGAUGUCAGCUAGACACUGGUAUUUGUGACAUCGGAUGUAAGCAGGGUUGGUUUGGCGAUGUUUGUAGUCAGCGAUGUCCACAGGGUUGUCUUUCUUGCGAUUCAGCAGAAUCAUGCCAGGAAUGUUUGCCAGGAUUGGCCGGGGAAUUUUGUCAACACAAAUGCCCUGAAAAAUGCAAAGAAUGCUUUUAUGAUGAUUUUACUGAAGAAGUCCAUUGUGAAAGUUGUGUAGGCGACUACCAAAUAGAACAAAAAUCAUGUGAAUGUACAAUUUCAAAAUGCAUUGAGCAUGAAACACGUGUCAAUAUUCAACGUUGUAAAUCUUGUGAACAAGGUUGGUUUCCGUACAUGCAGUCUUGCUGUCCUUGUUCAAACUGUAAUCAGGGGCAGAACAUUUGCGAGCGGUUAGGCAAGUGUUACGAUGGAUGCGGUUUCACCCCUAGUAUUGAGGUAACAGGGUGCAGUACAAAAUGCAACACAUCACACUGUACAUGGUGUGAGGUUAGCGCUUCCAGGUCGGAGUCCUGUCUUAUGUGUUCUGAGGGUCGGUACCCUACCCAAAAUGGAUGUCAGGGUUGUAGUAGUCACUGUGCUGGUGCAGGUAAAAAGUGUGAUAACAUUACCGGAAACUGUCUCCAUGGGUGCCGGCAAGGAUGGCACGGCGGACGUUGCUUGACAAGAUGUAAUGACAACUGUGCACAGUGCAACGAGACAUUGGGCGUAUGUCAUGCAUGCGACCCCGGAUUUUGGGGAGACGAAUGUGAAAACACAUGCGAAAGUGGUUGUAAACAAUGCACGUCAGAUAUUGACCAAUGUGAGUCGGACAAGACCUAUUGCAACCUAACAUCCGGGCAUUGUUUACACGGGUGUAAUCCGGGUCUUUUUGGCAUGUCAUGUGAUACUCACUGCAAGAGAUGCAAACUCGAUAAGUGUGACCAAGACAACGGUCAAUGCCUGGCUGGCUGUAUAAAAGGUUGGAAGGGACUUCAUUGUGAUGUGAGAAUAUCCAGCGGGUUUGAGCCAAUGAUGGGCCCGGUGGUAGGCGGGGCUGUAGGCAUGUGCCUUGUCAUCAUCAUCAUGCUGGUCGCUUUCGUCUGCUUCAUCAGGAAACAGAAAUUCUCGGCGUCUUUGAAAAUCCGUGGACACCAUCAUCAUCAUCCUCAUCACCAUCCUAAUCACCAUCCUCAUCACCAUCACAAGAAAACGUCUAAAGGAUAACACGACCAGGAUUUCAACAUUCAUUAAUAGAAUCUUCCCCUACCUUGAGGGUGUGAAAGAAGAAAUCUCCAACCCUAGGGGUGAUGUUUUUUGGUUGUCUAACCCGAGGCUCUGCCUGAUUUGUCUUAGUUAUAAUUUGUCUACAAUGUUUUAAAUUUAAUAUAGUAUAUUUACAUUUGCUCUGCAUCCUUUCAUUGCAAUGCAUUGAGAAGGCAAAUGUUAUUAUGAGACUAUAGCAACAUUUGCUAUUGUGACGUCUUUAAUCUCUAUUGUGAAGUCGUCAAUUUCAUUGUAUUCAACACCUAAUCUAGGGUUCAAAAACUGUUCGAAAUAACUAAAUAAAGCAUAACUAUUCUGUCAAAAAGGAAAUAUAAAUAAUGAAUAUUUUAGCAAAU